Molecule: messenger RNA, 1779 nt
Organism: Mustela erminea (ermine)
Lineage: Eukaryota; Metazoa; Chordata; Mammalia; Carnivora; Mustelidae
Exons: 9
Coding region: 158-1183 (341 amino acids)
Biological process (GO): regulation of DNA-templated transcription
Source: RefSeq, a predicted model, not a curated record
GGGAUCACGGAGGAGGGAGCAGGGGUCACCAGAGGCGGGGAAGGGGGCAGGCAGUAGUCGUACAGGGAGGGGGUGGGAGCUGCGUGGCACUCGAGCGGGGAAGCCAUGCAGCACCUCUGGGGGAUGGGUAGAAUCUAGGCAGCAGAGGGGUGAGGGGAUGGGAGGAGCCCUAGGCAACAGUGCAGCAACGGCAGGGGGCCGGCGUGGUGGGCGGGACCAUCCUGCGCGCCGAGGGGGCAGGGCAGCGAAACGCCGCAGAGGCCUGAGGCACAGGGCCGCAGCGGAUCCGCGGCAGCUGAGGUGGUGCUUCGAACCUCAGGUGACUGGACCUCGUUGGCAGUAUCCAACGCGUCUGGCCUCUGUCUCUUCAGUGCACAUUCAAGUGCAAAAUAUACAGGAAUGUGACCUCUGUCAUCUCCCUGGUGGAUGUAUAUCACAGUUGCAGAGUCCCAGGCUGGCAGGAGAAGUGGGCGUGGUCGCUGGGACAGCCCUCCAAAAUGGGUCAGGUGGUGCUUUGAGGCUCAGGGGACGUGGCCUCCUGGGCAGCAUCCAAAGCGUCUGGCCUCUGUUUCUUCAGUGCAGAUGGAAGUGCAGCACGUCCAGGAGUGUGACCGCUGCCGUCUCCCUGGUGCACGUACAUCGCAGUGCGAGUUGCAUCCCUAAGCCAGAAGUGAUCCUGAAGUUGGAGCAAGGAGAGCAGCCAUGGAUGCUAGAGGAAGAGUCCCCAAGUCAGAGCUACCCAGGUGGCGCUUCGAGGCUCAGGGGACGUGGCCUGCUGGGCAGCAUCCAGAGCGUCUGGCCUCUGUCUCUUCAGUGCAGAUGGAAGUGCAGCACGUCCAGGAGUGUGACCGCUGUCGUCUCCCUGGUGCGCGUGCAUCGCAGUGGGUGUUGCAUCCCUAAACCAGAAGUGAUCCUGAAGUGGGAGCAAGGAGAGCAGCCAUGGAUGCUAGAGGAAGAGUCCCCAAGUCAGAGCUACCCAGGUGGCGCUUCGAGGCUCAGGGGACGUGGCCUGCUGGGCAGCAUCCAGAGCGCCUGGCUUCUGUCUCUUCAGUGCAGAUGGAAGUGCAGCACGUCCAGGAGUGUGACCGCUGUCGUCUCCCUGGUGCGCGUGCAUCGCAGUGGUUCUGUGGGCAACGGCUUGUAUGGAGCAGAGACAGGACAGAAACGCAACAGAUCGCCGUGAGCAUGCGUGAUGGCCUGGUUCACAUCCAUUGAGCAGCCACACCUACCCUCUGUGCCCUGUUUCCCAGCCCUCUGGCUUAGACGUUUGUUUGCCGCCACAGUGUCCCAAGUGAUUGAGUCCAAGGAGCGCCUGGUACCUAGGGGAGGACUGGAUGCUUCCCAGCCGCUCGGCAGGUGUUGAGGAAGCGACCGCCUAGGGACUCAGCUAGACGGCUGGCUGUGGGUGAAGCCACAGUGGAGGACAGUGGAGGGCCCUGAAAUGUAGGGUGGUGAAGGGACCGUCCAGAGUUGCCACCCUGAUGAAGGAUGGAACUGGGACAGGUAUGUUGUUGUUUCCCUGUGGCCGGAGAUCCCCGAGCCCCUGACACCAACCCAUGGCCCCUGAGAAAAGGUCCUGAAGCCCUGAACCAAGCGCUGCCCUCACAGUCUCAAAUCCCUCUGUGCCACUGUGUCUGUAGGGGAGAGCGAGGGCCACGAGACCAGCCUCAGUCCUCACUCACCUCUGUGUUUGGGGCCCUGACAUCAACUAGGUGGUGGUUUCUGCCCAGUGGGUCCCUAGUGAAGGAGCAGGAACGGGUAGCAUGAGCCACGUUCCCU